Molecule: messenger RNA, 1767 nt
Organism: Eutrema salsugineum
Lineage: Eukaryota; Viridiplantae; Streptophyta; Magnoliopsida; Brassicales; Brassicaceae
Product: jacalin-related lectin 18
Molecular function (GO): carbohydrate binding
Source: RefSeq, a predicted model, not a curated record
UCCAUAUAUGAAGAUUCAAAUCUGUUCAACAUGACGCAACGGUUGGAAGCGCAAGGGCUAAAGAAUCCAAAAACCGACGAUAUGUGGGAUUACGGAUCCGAUCAUGACGAUGUUACAAAGAUUUGUGUACGAGGUGACUCUGAAAGCAUAAAGUUCAUCGGAUUCGAUUCUAUCAAGGAUGGUCAACUUACAUAUGGAUCAUUAUGUAGAUCAAAAAUUCGAGGUUUCACUCAAACGUUUGAGAUUAACCAUCUAAAAGAUGAACAACUUGUAUCUGUUGAGGGUUACUACAAGGAUAGAGUGAUUCGAGGACUUCAAUUCAAAACCAACUUGAGGAUUUCUGAACUGAUAGGAUUUGAAGAAGAUUGCACUAAAUUUUCGCUUGCUGUGGAUGGAAAAAAGAUCAUUGGAUUUCAUGGAUCUUCUAGUGGAGCUGGACUCAACUCUCUUGGAGCAUACUUCACAUGGAUUUCUCCUACUAGAUUGGAUGUGAAAGGAAAAUAUGGAGGCAAGGAAUGGGACGAUGGAACAGACCAUGAAGCUAUUACAAAAAUCUCUUUACGAGGUGGACCAGAAGGUAUACGAUACAUCAAGUGUGAUUAUGUCAAAAAUGGACAGCGGGUAUAUGGGCAAGCCCAUAGUGGCACAGGUGGAGGCUUCACACAGACGUUUGAGUUGAAUCAUCUUGUAAAAGAAUAUUUAGUAUCUGUUGAGGGUUACUACGACGAUAGCAAGACCGUCAUUCAAGGAAUUCAAUUCAAAAGUAACAUCAAGAUUUCUGAUCUGAUAGGAUACGACAUAGGUAAGAAGUUUAGACUAGCAGCCCAUGGGAAGAAUAUCAUUGGGUUUCAUGGAACUGCUGAUAAGAAUCUAAACUCUCUUGGAGCAUAUUUCACAACUUCCCCUGUUAUUAAAGUGGAAUCCAAAGGUGAUACUAACAUAGGUCAACUUUGGGAUGAUGGAACCUUUGAGUUUGAGGGCGUAAGAAAAGUGUACGUUUGUUGUCUCAUGGUAAACUUCGAAAAUCCAGGCAAAGAGCCAACGAGUGGACAAGAAGCGGAGUUUGAGGUCGACUUUCCAAAUGAACUCAUCACAUCUGUGGAGGGGACUUUGAACACUUUGUACACUACGUGGGUUUCAUCGUUGACUUUCAAAACAUCAUAAGGGAGAACCUCUCCAACAUAUGGAGUAGAGACUAAUAGUAAAUUCGUGCUUGAGAGCAAAGGUUGUGCUCUUGUUGGUUUCUAUGGACGGGUUACUGGUACUAUUUCCUCUCUUGGAGCAUAUUUUCGUCCCCUGCCUCCUACUCCCGAUAAAGAUAAAGUACUAGAAGCAAAAGGUGGUGAAGGAGGAUCAUUUUGGGACGAUGGCAGUUUUGAUGGUAUUCAAAAGAUAUACAUAGGAUUUGGCGAGUUGGGUAGUGUUGCUUUCGUCAAGUUUCUGUACGAAAUGGACUCUCAUGUGGUCGGAGAUGAUCAUGGGAGCAAGACAGUUCUUGGAAUGGGAUAUGAAGAGUUUGAUUUGGGAGACGAUCCUAGUGAAUACCUGAUGUCAGUCGAGGGUAGUUAUGAUCUAGUAGAUGGAGGGAAAUCUGAAGCUAUAGUCAUGCUUAGGUUCAAGACCAAUAUGCGAACCUCUCCAACCUUUGGAACAGAUUCAGGCACAAGUUUCAUACUCCAAAAGGAAAAUCACAAGAUUGUUGGAUUCCAUGGAAAAGCAAGUACCACGCUUCAUCAAAUUGGGGUUCAUGUCCUACCCGUUACAUAA